Messenger RNA from Cucurbita pepo subsp. pepo (vegetable marrow), 1356 nucleotides. RefSeq names its product F-box protein SKIP23-like. NCBI's taxonomy places the organism in Eukaryota, Viridiplantae, Streptophyta, Magnoliopsida, Cucurbitales, Cucurbitaceae. Gene Ontology annotation, molecular function: protein binding. The record is from RefSeq and is a predicted model, not a curated record.
GAGAAAAUAAAAGAACUCCUCAUCAUUCAGAACAAAUAUCUUCUGGACGAAGCGCAAGGCCUUAGAAAAAUGGCUGACUGGACCCAACUCCCGCCCGAUCUCCUGCAAGUUAUCGCCGAUAACCUCACCGUCUACUCUGACUAUCUCCGAUUUCGAGUCGUCUGUCAGAGCUGGCGAUCAUCGGUCCCCAAAAUCCCUCGCCGUCUUCCUCCCCAGCUCCCCUGGCUCAUAAUUCCUCUGUACCACGACUCCCGCUGCGGCUUAUUCAACUUUUCUGACAACAAAAUCCACUUCCUUCACCUCCCGGAGGCUUCUCUCGGGAAGCGCCGGUGCGGUUCUUCCCACGGCUGGCUUGCGAUCCUCGACGAAACUCCGACAAUCCUCCUCCUCAACCCCUUAACCAGGGCCAAGCUCCGUCUGCCUCCGCUCUCCACGUUCCCCAACGUCGUCUCUUUCGAUUACUCCAGAGUUGGCCGAGAAUACCUGAUCCGUACACCCACUGGGCACAUCUACAGCCGGAAUUUGCGGCAGAUGCGCGAUUCUUUUGUCAAGAAAAUCGUUCUGUCCUCAAGUCCAUCGAAUCAGAACGAUUUCUCGGCCGUGGCGAUUCUGAAUCAUAGCGGCGAUUUGGCAUUUUGCCGGAGUGGCGGUGAAUCCUGGACGUUCGUCGAUGAUGCACCGUCCGAUUGCGAAGAUAUUGUUUACUCCGACGGGCUGUUCUACGCGGUGGAUAAGCACGGGGUCAUUUCAGUGAUGGAUCUACGCGGUUCCCGCUCUGAAGUUUCACUGGUUACUACAGGAAGCCAAUCGGCCGGUGAUAUACAAUAUUUGGUAAAAUUAGGGCGCGAAUUACUGCUGGUGAGUCGGUAUUUGGAUAUCAUCAACGACGCCAUGGUUGACGAGCUGAUAUCUGUAAUCUAUCGUACGGUACGAUUUGAGGUAUUCCGAAUGGAAUGGGAAGGGCCGCGAUGGGAGAAGGUCGAAAAUUUGGAUGAAAUGGCACUGUUCGUAGGGGGGAACUCUUCUAUGGCUUUCUCUGCAUCUGAUUUUGGUGGAAUCUCAGGGAAUUGUAUAUAUUAUACGGACGAUUACUCUGACACCGAUUACCAGGGACAGGGUGAAGAACCGGAUAUGGGGAUUUUCCGAUUGUGCGACGGAAGCUUCGAGCAGCUGCCGUAUUACUCCGGCGGCUCUCAUUCCCGACGCCGUUUACUUCCACCGAUUUGGGUAACUCCGAAUCCUUGCUAAUUGUGCGUUUCCGGAUCGUUUCAAUUGAAUAAUUAAUUGCAUUUCAUCAGUGAUCAAUACAAUCACAAAUUGAAAUUUUCUAAAUAAAAGUUGCCAUUUUCUUUGGUU